Rangifer tarandus platyrhynchus (Svalbard reindeer) is the source of this 654-nucleotide messenger RNA. The record is from the annotation of a GenBank genome assembly. Lineage: Eukaryota; Metazoa; Chordata; Mammalia; Artiodactyla; Cervidae.
AUGCACUGGGAAGAUGGGCACUGGGAGCCCAGGGAUGAAGAAGAAAGCAAGCACGUGACCUUCCGUUUGCAGUUCACCCUCGGGUUGCCCCUACCCCAGCGCUCCUCCCCGCACUCCAAGGCAGCAAAUUCCGUGGUUCGCCAGCCUACAGCCUCUCGACCGCGCCAGGCGUUCGCCCGGAUCUUGCUUCCUCCGAGGCGCGAGGAGCCUAGAGAGGCGCCGCCGCUGAUUCCUCCCUCUGGGCUGGAGCAGACAACUGCCUCUCCGCGCCUCAACAGCGCCCUGUUCGAGCCGUCCCCCGGCCGGAGCCCGCGACUCAGCCACUACGCCCCCACCCCGGGGCACACAGCCCCCAGACUUAACCCGACUCCCCAGACCUCGCCUUCCCCAGGGUCCCUAGGCCCCGCCCAGGGGCUGGGUCGGCGUCCGCAGACGGAGAAAGUUCCCCAGCACCCACCUUUAGCCGCGAGGAGGCGGCGCCGCCCGCUGUCCCCGCCGCCGCUGCCGCUCCCCACGCCCAGCGCCAGCAGGAGCGGCACCCAGCACAGCCUCCCGGUCAGCAUCCUCGCCGCCGCCGCCUCUGAACUGCCGCCGCCGCCUAUUGCCCGCACCGGCUCUCCCCUCCCGGUGCGCGCCGGGCCGCCGGCCGCCUAG